UAUUUUUAAGGCAUCUGUAGAUUGAUUUUGUUGUGAGAAACUGAGCAAAGCAUUCAAUAAAUUGUGUAAAAAAGGGCUAUUUUUUUGUUGAUUUAAUAUAUAUAUAUAUAUAUAGCAUAUAGUAUAUAUAUAUAUACAAUAAUGGGUUCACGUUCGCGCAGUCCCUCGGUGAAACGUCGUCAUCACAAAAGCAAACACAAGAAACGCAGCAAAAGUAAGUCACACAACCGCGACAGGGAUCGGGACCACGAGCGCAGCAGCUGUACACGCAGCAGUCGCACGGAUAGAGACAAAUCAACAGAGAUUAACCAACACGGCCGGCGAGAGCGCGACAGACACCGCAGCGACAGGCACACGCACACGCACCUGCACUCACACACAGAGCGAGACUAUCACCGGCACUCGCACUCAAAGUCCCGCAAACGCUCCACCUCAUCAAGUAGUGAUAGCCAACAGUACUCGGAUCAUGAGACGCAACGCAGCCGACACAAGCGCAGCCGCUUUAAGAAACUGGAUGAACAAAAUUUACUACAGGUGGAACGACUGGCCGAAAUGGAACGGCAGCGUCGGCAAAAAGAAGCCGAGCAGAAAACAAUAGAAGAGCAAGCGGCCAAACGCAUCGAAAUGCUAGUUAAGAAGCGUGUCGAGGAGGAGCUUGAGAAGCGACGUGAUGAAAUCGAACAGGAGGUGAACCGACGAGUCGACACUGCCAAAGCGGAAAUGGAACGUGAUAUGAUGCUGGAACUGGAAAGGCGGCGCGAGCAGAUACGCGAAGAAGAACGCCGUCGCGAGGUAGGUGCUCGUAUUCAGAUUUCGCUGGACGACUGCUGCUACCACAAAUACCAAAACUACCACACGCACAAUAUACAGCCUCCGACAGCUACCGAAACACGCACACGUACAAAACAAACAGCAGUUGCAAACAGUCGUCUUGUAAACCCCAAAACGAAAUUGUGUAGCGACGUUUCCAAUUACCAACUGCUAUUACCGGGUUCUGACGGAUCAGUGUGCCUGGGUGUGUGUGUGUGUUUGUUUAACAGUUUUACUAAUUUCAAUUUAAUAAUCAUUACAAAAAACACGGCCAUGUUCUUGCUCCCAAUUCCCAAAUAUUGAAAUUACCUUAUAUAAUGCUAAAGUAACUAUAAAACUGAAGAAACUUGGGCAAACCUUAAGCUGAGUAUGUUAACUAGUGAACAGACAAAAACUAGCGUCAUCUUUAGCUUUUUGGAAUAUUUUAUUUGAAUCAAGAACAUAGCCAUUGCACUGAUAACUACUAACCUUCUCUCAUAUCUGCUAACUGGUAACUUUUCGGUUCAUAACCGCAACACACAUCCAUACACAAACACGCUGAGCCUCUGGCCACGUCGCUGCACAGUUCGCCUAUAUUUCCUCUUGCCAAAUAAUUUUUGUAAUUAUUAUUUAUUUUUUUCUACAAAAAAAAAAGAAAUUUUUCCCUAAAGCCAAAAAUGUGUCUUGCAGUUUUUGACGUCCCAAAAGUGCAUAAUUCUAUUUUUGCAUUACUUGCAUUAGCUUCAUCUAUCAGUUUGAUUUUAAUUUGAUUGGUUUCUGUAACUCGUUGUUGUUGUUGUUACAUAAUGCGCGAUAAUGCUUUUUUAUCGAAUGCGUGUGUGGGUGUGGGCGCGUGUGUUUAUGUGUGUGGGUGUGUGUGUGACGCGUGUGCGAGGGAACCACAAUCACAACAAACAAGCAGAACGUAAUAAACAUGUAAAUUUGUACAUAUACCUAACUGUAUAUGUCGUCCUGCCCCACGCCCGAACCUAAGCCGGACCCAGCUUUGAAGAGAAUUCGGCCACACGGAUGAGAGCAUCAGCUUUCUAGGAGACAUUCAAGAUGUACCACACACAUACAUACGUAUCACGCACAUAUAUAUUAUAUAUGUACGUAAAGUUGUCUAGUCGUAAAGUUAGUACAGUUAGCCAGUACAUUUUGGCCAAGCUUUGGGGCGGGCUUAGCAUAGCUUAGCUUAGCUUAGUUCCAACUGUACGCAGCAUGCCAAAAGCCUCAAAAGAUCCCGUAAGGGGGCCUAUCCAUACCAAUAAACGGGUGAGUGAGUUCCUUAAGCAUACGAAACGUGUGAAACAACAAAAUGGAUUAACGAACUGAAGUGUCUAAAGUGUGAACAAUAAUCGUUCAAAUGCAACGAAAAACAAUGCAAAAGCAUAAACAAUAUCAAAUAGACUCUAAGGACUCUAAGCUCUCCCUCUAGGAACAUUCGUCAUAGGAACACCAAAGCUGAUCAGACUUAAGAUUGUUAUCGUAACUCAUAAGCCGGAUAAACCAUUUGUCAAUGGGUAUGACUGUACUUGUUGUUGUUGUCGUGCCAAAAUGUUAAUUUUAUGUAUGUUUGUUCUUCAAACAUUUAUCGUUUAUCGAAACGCUUUUUUAUUUGUUUUCUAAACACAAUAUGUAAUGUAAUUCUGAUUAAACAACUAUGUAGCUGAAUACCGUAAAUCAAAAUGCAAAUUCGCAGCAAAGCCAAAAAUUAACAAAAUGAUUUAGCCAUUAAACUGGAAAAAUGAACUAUUUCAAUAGUAAGUAGCAACAAAACAAAACAAAAACAAAAUCAAAAUAAAAAAAAAAGAAAGAGAAAAUUAAAAAAAUAAAAGAAAAACAAAAAAGAAUAUCAUAUUUAAAAAAAAAAUCAAGUUAACGUACAUUUGUUAAUGUUGUGUGCUCUUAUUGUUAAAAAUUUAAUUCGCAAAAAUACCAACUCUUAUUUAAACUUUUUUUUUUAGACACUACUAAAUGUUUUUUACUUUCUACCAAUAUCUUCUAUGUAACUUAUUGUAAAACAUUAAAUUAGAUCUUUAAUACAUAUUUAUGCAGCCCAUCGAAAAUUAAAAAAAAAAGCUGAUAAAAUUGCGUCCAAAGUCGCCGCAAAGUUUGCGUCACCGAUGAUAAAGAAAC
Messenger RNA from Drosophila montana, 2928 nucleotides. RefSeq names its product Arginine and glutamate rich 1 (gene Arglu1). The record is from RefSeq and is a predicted model, not a curated record. The coding region runs from base 142 to 1113 and encodes 323 amino acids. NCBI's taxonomy places the organism in Eukaryota, Metazoa, Arthropoda, Insecta, Diptera, Drosophilidae. Gene Ontology annotation, molecular function: cadherin binding. The transcript is spliced from 2 exons. Gene Ontology annotation, cellular component: nucleoplasm; mitochondrion.